AUGGCUCCGAGUGCAGUGGCUCCAACCCCAGUCCCAACUCAUGAGGUCAGGCAGAAGUCGAUCCAUAGCAACCUGGCCCCAGUGCAGUCAUUGCCGAAUACACCCAAGAAGAUCGCAAGUUAUCGGGGAUAUGAUCAUGUUGCAUGGUGGGUGGGAAAUGCCAAGCAGGCGGCGGCGUUUUAUGUCUCUCGAAUGGGCUUUGAGCGAAUCGCAUACCGCGGGCUAGAAACUGGUUCGAGAGUGGUCGCUUCUCAUGUUGUUCGAAAUGGAGAGGUUGUUUUCGUGCUCAGCUCGCCACUACAUGGCCCUGAUUCGAAGGUCCCCUGGCUCUCCGACGACGAUCGAACUCUCUUAAGGGAGAUGCACGAUCAUCUGGCCACCCACGGGGAUGCCGUCCGCGAUGUUGCUUUUGAGGUGGACGACGUGUCUGCAGUAUACGAUGCAGCUGUGGCAAAGGGUGCAUAUCCUGUUGCAGCACCUGCGAGCACUAGCGACGACUUUGGAACAGCAAAAAUGGCGUCGAUCAAAACGUACGGCGAUACCAUUCAUACCCUUAUCGAGCGCCAAAAAUACCAAGGGGCCUUUUUGCCAGGUUAUCGAGCGGUAACAGACGUCGAGAAAACGGCCAAGUACCUUCCGUCGGUCAACUUGGCCGUCAUUGACCAUUGUGUGGGGAACCAAGAUUGGGACGAAAUGGAGGCGGCUUGCGAAUACUAUGAAAGAACGCUCGGCUUCCAUAGAUUCUGGUCGGUGGAUGACAAGGAUAUCUGCACCGAUUAUUCUGCGUUGAAGUCGGUGGUGAUGGCCAGUCCUGACGAGAAAAUCAAAAUGCCAAUCAAUGAGCCGGCAAAGGGCCUUCGGAAGUCGCAAAUAGAAGAGUAUGUCGACUUCUAUAACGGUGCUGGAGUUCAACACAUUGCGUUGAGGACCGACGACAUCAUCACCACGGUUACCAACCUAAAGGAGAGAGGUAUCGAGUUCAUCAGUGUUCCCGACACUUACUAUGAAACCAUGUCCAAAAGGCUGCAAAGCGCGGGGAUGAAGCUGAACGAAGACUUUGCUGCUCUGAAGAGGCUCGGAAUCCUCAUCGACUUCGACGAGGGCGGGUAUUUGCUGCAGCUCUUUACCAAGCACUUAAUGGAUAGGCCUACGGUGUUUAUCGAAAUCAUCCAGAGGAACAACUUCUCUGGGUUCGGGGCCGGCAAUUUCAAGGCGUUGUUCGAGGCGAUUGAGAGGGAGCAGAUGGCGCGUGGUAAUCUGUAA
Fonsecaea multimorphosa CBS 102226 is the source of this 1263-nucleotide messenger RNA. RefSeq lists its product as uncharacterized. Gene Ontology annotation, molecular function: 4-hydroxyphenylpyruvate dioxygenase activity. The record is from RefSeq and is a predicted model, not a curated record. The coding region runs from base 1 to 1263 and encodes 420 amino acids. Lineage: Eukaryota; Fungi; Ascomycota; Eurotiomycetes; Chaetothyriales; Herpotrichiellaceae. Gene Ontology annotation, biological process: L-tyrosine catabolic process. The transcript has 2 exons.